This is a messenger RNA of Closterium sp. NIES-67, 234 nucleotides long. NCBI's taxonomy places the organism in Eukaryota, Viridiplantae, Streptophyta, Zygnematophyceae, Desmidiales, Closteriaceae. The record is from the annotation of a GenBank genome assembly.
UGCUUCACUGCCUUGGAAGCGGCGCUCACGAGAGCGAGAGCAAGAGAGAGAGAGAGAGAGAGAGAGAGAGAGAGAGGAGAGAGAGAGAGAGAGAGAGAGAGAGAGAGAGAGAGAGAGAGAGAGAGGGAAGAGAGAGAGAGAGAGAGGAGAGAGAGAGAGAGAGAGGAGAGAGAGGAAGGAGAGAGAGAGAGAGAGAGAGAGAGAGAGAGAGAGAGAGAGAGAGCCAUGGUAUAA